Molecule: messenger RNA, 819 nt
Organism: Colletotrichum karsti
Lineage: Eukaryota; Fungi; Ascomycota; Sordariomycetes; Glomerellales; Glomerellaceae
Product: methyl transferase-like protein
Exons: 1
Coding region: 1-819 (272 amino acids)
Source: RefSeq, a predicted model, not a curated record
AUGCCGCCCUCCGAGCACCUCGCGUCCGACGUCCCGGACAUGAACCUCUACAAGCUGAACCGUGUCCAUCGCACGCUCGAGGGCCUCAAGGACAAAGACGUCUGGGACGCGGAGGACACCAAGGGUUUUGACUGCAUGCACUACCUCGGCGAUGCUGCCAUCGAGAACGCCGCCAAGGAGCUCGGGCUGAGGGCCGGCGACAGGGUGCUCGACAUCGGGUCCGGGUUCGGCGGCACGGGGAGGUAUCUCCACCGGCGCUACGGCGCGCGCACCACCGGCAUCGAGCUGCAGGGGGACAUCCACGAGAUCGCGCAGACCAUCAACGCCAAGUCUGGCGCCGGCGGGGGCGCCGUCUCGGUCAACGGGGAUUUCCUCGAGCUCGACGCGGAGACCAUGGGCGGCGCGCCGGUGGACCACGUCGUCUCGUUCCUGUGCAUCCUGCACAUCCCCGCGCGACAGCAGCUUUUCGAGAAGGCGCAUGACGUGACCAGGGCCGGUGGGAGGGUGUACAUCGAGGACUUCUUCGCGCGGACGGCGGCGCUGGACGAGAAGACUCUGAAGGUGCUACGGGAAUCGGUUUCCUGUCCCGGUUUGCCGGACAAACAGGAGUACGUGUCGGAACUGGAAAGGGCCGGAUUCGAGGUCGUGAACUGGGUGGACAUGUCGGACGUUUGGACCGAUUUCGUACACCAGCGCGCCGCGGAGUACAAGAAGGACCCCUCUGUGGACGCCGACCUCACGGCAUUCUACGACGCUGUCGACGAAGUCUUUACCGGUGGCCAAGUCGGCGGCGUCCGCAUCACCUGUCAGAAGAAGUAG